Messenger RNA from Stegostoma tigrinum, 2115 nucleotides. RefSeq names its product ubiquitin-like modifier activating enzyme 2 (gene uba2). Lineage: Eukaryota; Metazoa; Chordata; Chondrichthyes; Orectolobiformes; Stegostomatidae. The transcript has 17 exons. Gene Ontology annotation, molecular function: SUMO activating enzyme activity. Gene Ontology annotation, biological process: protein sumoylation. Bases 42 to 1976 code for a protein of 644 amino acids. Gene Ontology annotation, cellular component: SUMO activating enzyme complex; cytoplasm. The record is from RefSeq and is a predicted model, not a curated record.
CGAGAGCUUCCCGGGGCCCGGGGGCCCUUUGGUUGAACAACAUGGCGCUGGUGGGUCCAGUCUCCCGCGCUCUUUCCGAGCGGUUGUCCCGGUGCCGGUUGCUGGUGGUGGGCGCGGGCGGCAUCGGCUGUGAACUCCUCAAAAACCUGGUCCUUACGGGCUUCAGGGACAUCGAGGUGGUGGAUUUAGAUACUAUCGAUGUAAGCAACCUCAACCGGCAGUUUCUGUUCCAGAAGAAACAUGUUGGAAAGUCAAAAGCUCAGGUGGCCAAGGAAAGUGCCUUAAAGUUCUGCCCUGAGGCCAGGAUUACAGCUCAUCAUGACAGUAUCAUGAACCCAGGUUAUAAUGUGGAAUUCUUCAGGCAGUUUACACUUGUGAUGAAUGCUCUGGAUAAUAGGGCUGCACGUAACCACGUGAAUAGAAUGUGUUUAGCUGCUGACAUUCCUCUUAUAGAGAGUGGGUCUGCAGGAUACCUCGGUCAAGUCACUGUUAUCAAAAAGGGAGUAACAGAAUGCUACGAGUGCCAGCCCAAACCAACACAGAAAACCUUUCCAGGUUGCACAAUCCGAAACACUCCUUCAGAGCCAAUCCACUGUAUUGUAUGGGCGAAGUACCUUUUCAAUCAGUUGUUUGGAGAGGAAGAUGCUGACCAGGAAGUAUCACCUGAUACAGCUGACCCAGAGGCUUCCUGGGAAUUGUCGGAUGCAGCAGCAAGGGCAGGAGCUUCCAAUGAGGACGGUGGCAUCAAACGUGUAUCUACAAAGGACUGGGCCAGAUCCACUGGGUACGACCCAGUAAAAAUAUUCAACAAGCUUUUCAGGGAUGAUAUAAAGUACUUGCUCACAAUGGACCAACUGUGGCGCAGGCGGAAAGCACCAGUACCAUUAGACUGGGCUGAAAUUGAAAAAUUUGAGACCAAUAUGUCGCUGCAGCAUGCAGGGGCCUCACAGGCUGGCUUGAAGGACCAACAGGUUCUGGAUGUGAAGAGCUACGCUUACCUAUUUGCACGGAGUGUUGAUCACCUCAAAGCCCGUCUAGCUGAGAAGGGAGAUGGAGGGGAGCUUGUCUGGGACAAGGAUGACCCCCCUGCUAUGAAUUUUGUGACUGCAGCUGCCAACCUACGGAUGCACAUCUUCAGCAUGAAUAUGAAGAGCAAGUUUGAUGUGAAAUCCAUGGCAGGUAACAUCAUCCCAGCGAUUGCAACCACAAACGCAGUGAUUGCCGGCUUGAUCGUGAUGGAAGGACUGAAGAUCCUCUCUGGGAAUCUGAAACAAUGCAGGACAAUCUUUUUGAAUAAGCAGCCCAAUCCUCGGAAAAAGUUGCUGGUUCCAUGUAUCCUGGACCCUCCAAAUCCAACCUGCUAUGUAUGUUCCAUCAAACCUGAAGUCACAAUCAAACUCAACACUCAGAAAGUCUCCAUCCAAGUGUUGCAAGACCGGAUUUUGAAGGAUAAAUUUGGGAUGGUAGCUCCGGAUGUGCAGAUAGAAGAUGGCAAGGGAACAAUCCUCAUCUCCUCUGAGGAGGGAGAGACAGAAGCAAACAACAACAAGAACCUUUCCGAGUUUGGGAUCCGCAAUGGAAGCCGCCUCCAAGUAGAUGAUUUCUUACAGGACUACACUCUGACUGUAACCCUUUUGCACAGUGAAGAUCUGGAGAAGGACAUAGAGUUUGAAGUGGUUGGAGAUGCUCCUGAAACAGCUCCUCAAAAGCCAAAUGAGGAAGAUGGCAAGGCCAUUACCAAUGGCAGUGAUGAUGGAGCACAGCCUUCAACGUCGAAAGCCUCAGAGCAGGACGAUGUCCUUAUCGUUGACUCCGAUGAAGAGAUGCCCUCGUCCAGUGGAAUGGAGACUAACGUGGAUAGCCGGAGCCUGAAGAGAAAACUGGAGGAUGAGGCAGAAAUUCUUGGUGUUAAGCGGAUAUGCACUGAGCAGGAAGAGGAGGAGGAGGAGGAGGAUGAUGUCAUUGCGUUGGAUUGAGCGACACGAUAACACCUCGUGCUGCUCUUGUAGUUGUAGCACCACAGUCUGUCGUCAGUUAUGGUGGGCUGGGUGGGGGAAUUGACGUCAGCACAGAACCUAACAACAAGCCACAGCCUUAAAUAACCGAUUGGCUGGU